Messenger RNA from Cylicocyclus nassatus, 454 nucleotides. NCBI's taxonomy places the organism in Eukaryota, Metazoa, Nematoda, Chromadorea, Rhabditida, Strongylidae. The record is from the annotation of a GenBank genome assembly.
GAUUGAGCCACCACAUAAGCAUGGAUAUUAUUACCUUAACACAUUGACGACCAUGCAAAUUUUUAGUUAUCUGCCUUUUGGGACCUAGACCUUUUUACAGACCAGCCCACUUUUUCGACUGUAAUUACGCAUACUGCUAUCUACAGUACACCUACAGUAGAUCUGAAAGGCUAACAAGUAAGGUAGAGGUCAUCCUUAGGUUCUGUGCAAAAGAAAGCUCAUGAAGAUUUGACAGGACUUCAGCAUAAAAAUGAAUACUUUCAAAGUGCUAUUGGUGCUGGUUUUCCUUACGUUCACUAAUGUACAUUCUCAGCUUUUCCCCCCACCUUAUGAUCCUUACAUGAUCAAUCCGAUGAUGGGCGGAGGACUGGGAAUGGGUGGCAUAGAUCCACUGACCGGCGCUCUAAUAGGAAGUCUCGUAGGCGGUGUGGUAGGAUUACUGACUGGAGCUUGA